AUGUAUGAGAUGAUGAGCUAUGAAACUGAUCAUCAGCGCCACUUAAGGGGAUGCUCAUCUCUUUUCACACACAACCGAAAGAACAUUGGGUUCCGAGCUCUAAAGCGGACCGCGUUCUGGACAUAUUUUCGAGAGGAGAUCAUGGUUGCUCUUGCAACACGCAAGCCAACCACUAUCAACCCUAGAGGUUGGAAAGCUGAUAUAAUAUGGGGAGGAGACUUCGAUUAUGUAAAGACUGAGAAGAUGACUAUGCUGACCGCCGAGAUUGUCGACUAUUGCUUUUCUCGUGAGGGUCAAAACCCCGAUCUGGAUAGGUGGAUUGAACUUCAGGACGAGGUCAACACGUGGAAGGAGACCUUACCAGAGUCGUUUCAACCUUUAUAUGUCAUUGAGGACAGUGAACCGUUUCCUGAGAUAAUGUACUUGGUUGUCUCAAUGCAGUUCUAUCAUCUAGUGAAAGUUCUCCUUGCUCUUCACAAUCCCCAUCAAGCGAGCGGUAUAGAUUUUCUGCAUUUUGCAAGAAGGAUAGAAAAGGCUGAAAUUAUGAGGCAUACCAUCCAGUUAUGUGGCAUGACAAAGGCACUUGGCAGCAAUCAUCCUGGCGCUCUCGUGAAUGCGAUACAACCACUUGUCAUCUGUGGUCGAAGUUUGAGAAAGGCUGAUGAACAAGCCGAACUUAUCCGAAUCUUGCGAAGAAUUGAGCAGGUGACAACAUUGGGCACUUUCCAGGGCAUACAAUCGCUGCGACAGGCGUGGAGUUUGCAUAUUGACUUUUAA
Molecule: messenger RNA, 777 nt
Organism: Penicillium riverlandense
Lineage: Eukaryota; Fungi; Ascomycota; Eurotiomycetes; Eurotiales; Aspergillaceae
Exons: 4
Coding region: 1-777 (258 amino acids)
Biological process (GO): positive regulation of transcription by RNA polymerase II
Cellular component (GO): nucleus
Molecular function (GO): DNA-binding transcription factor activity; transcription cis-regulatory region binding
Source: RefSeq, a predicted model, not a curated record